CCUGCGACUCCUGAAACAGAGACUCGCAGCCAUGCGCCGGCACCUCCACACACUGCAAUCCAGCCCCAGCUCAGAGCCUCCCUCUCCCAGACCUGCACAUGACCCCUGCUGUUUUUUAUCCGCCGCAGGAUCCACAGACUGAACACCCAGUUCCACUCAGCUUUACUGGACACCAAAAAUCCCAAGUACAAGCAACUCACGGGCCCCGGCCACCCACAAGAGGAUUCCUGCGCCUCCAAAAUCCCGAGUCUGUACCUGCCCCGCCGCCAUUGACCAUGAAGACACGGCCGGAGACGCCACCGAUGACGUCACAUCCACCUCCGCCGGCCGCACCACUUCCGGAACCGCUGCUGCACUCAACACCUCCACUUCCAGUGGGAGAGAGUACAAGAGGAAAGGAAACCAAAGCACGCAGCGCCUUCGGCUGAGAGAGAAAUGAAGAAAUGCCGGAGAUUUUCCAAACCCUGACGCAGGGGUUGCCUCUCUCUCUCUCGACAGUCUCUGUGACUGCCCCAUCAAACCCCACACCCAUUCCCGUCCCAUGGUGUCUCUCCACAAACCCACCUCCGGGUAGAAAUGCAAACACAAGUUGCUGGAAAUGCUCAGCAUCUGUGAAGAAAAAGUCCCGAGGUAGCGUUUUGGGUGCGAUGACCCUUUCCCUCAGAGCUCCGGCUAGAAAUGCUCCAGCCUCUGAGACAGGGUCCCCUUGAGGUCGGAGAGCUGCGGCUCCAUCUCGGCUGUUCGCUUGGCAUCAGGAGCUCCCCUCAGCCCCAGGAAGGGGUAUGAUCACCCCCUAACCUUAUACUAACAGUGGUUGUGUCCUUCCCUCAUCCCCGGGAGCCCCUCCUGCCUUCUCACCUUGUCGCCGGGGUGCUAUUUGACUACGGAGGGCUGUGCGAUAAAGAACCUACUUCCCACAGCAGCAGGGGGAGGGGGCAUCCCUUCGCUCCUAAAACACCUCCUCCCAUCCAAUCUUGUGGCAAUGGCUGUUCGGCUGCAGAAAGUGGCACUGCCCGUGACCCCAAACCUCCCUACAACACCCCUCUCCUAAUCCGACCCUUUUGCAGUAGCUGUAGGCCACUCAGUCACUGGGCUGUACAAUAGUGACUCUCCCCAUGUCCACUCACUUCCAGGACGGCUAUCCUCCAACCCCGACCCCAUCCCAUCCGCCUCCUUCCCUUUACCAUGUGGUACGAGAGCUGCAGGCUGGUCGGCGACGGAAACCCGCGCAAGGCUGGGUAAUAGACACCCUCCCAAUGUCCCCAGCCUUCCCCUCACCCGGGGAGGGGAAUUCUCACCCCCAAAACAUCCAUUCCCAACACCUCGCUUUGGGAUAGGAGCGGCGCAGGAUGUGAAACAGGGACCGUGCUCAUGUCCCCAAUCCUCCCUUCACCCCAAACCACCACCCCGCAGC
Messenger RNA from Stegostoma tigrinum, 1414 nucleotides. RefSeq lists its product as uncharacterized. NCBI's taxonomy places the organism in Eukaryota, Metazoa, Chordata, Chondrichthyes, Orectolobiformes, Stegostomatidae. The record is from RefSeq and is a predicted model, not a curated record. Bases 99 to 428 code for a protein of 109 amino acids. The transcript has 2 exons.